Patella vulgata (common limpet) is the source of this 7176-nucleotide messenger RNA. Its product is annotated as C2 domain-containing protein 2. Lineage: Eukaryota; Metazoa; Mollusca; Gastropoda; Patellidae. The transcript has 17 exons. The coding region runs from base 157 to 2616 and encodes 819 amino acids. The record is from RefSeq and is a predicted model, not a curated record.
GAAUCUCUAUCUUGAAGCUAAGUUUACAUUCCACGCGAGUUGAUGGUGCCGAUUCUAAUGGCUGCUAUGGACCAAAAUAGCAGUAUCAGUUUAUGGCAGUGAGCACCAUAUGUGAACGUAUCGGGUUUCGAACAGAGGGUCCCGAUUGGCUAAAUUAUGGCAGAUAUAACCCUCAAACUGAUGUGGUACAAGUUAGGUGAGAGCGGAGGCAAAAUGGCGGAUUGGUACGAUAACUUGAAUUGGGAGGACCACGUUUUGGAUAUUUUACUCUUCGGAUGGAUUGCUUGGUCCGUUUUUCUUGUGAUCAUCGCAAAUGGCUUGUCUAAAAUUAUCGGACCCCUUAGAUUGCGGGUCUCUCAGCAGAAGAGGGAGACUUUAGGGGGCAGUAAUGCUCGAGUUAUUAGUAAUACGGAGAGUUGUCAGUGGCUAAACCACGGAAUCAGUUGGUUUUUUCUCAACUAUUAUAGACAAGCCGAGUUUAUCGAUGCAUGGAUCAAAACACUCAACGUAGAGGUAAAGAAAUUAGGGGGACCAGUACAAAUAAAGUUUGAAAAAUUAGAAUCUGGAAGUUUACCUCCCAAAUUUUCAGACAUAUCCUCACAGAUUGGUCAAGAUGACAAAUUUACAAUCCAAGGACAUGUGGAGUCACGUGACAUGGCGUUUGUUGUAUUUGCCUCUCAAACGACGAAUGAAGGCGUUAAACUAACGAACUGUACCGCCAAAAUAUUACGCCUCAAGGGCAAGGUGCGAGCGACUGUGGAGAAAAUCCGUGGUGAAGUUAAAGUAACAGCUGGAUUUAUAGGAAAACCAGAAAUUAAAACUAAUGUUAAACCAUCAAAUCCCUUCCAGAAGUUUGGUCCAGAUACUAACCAAGUGGAUCAAAAGGAGUUGGUUGACCUUGGUGUGGUUGACGAGGUUGUUCGUAAUGCGAUCAUCCUCGCUAGCCCCACCUAUAAUAUCACUGAUUGGAUGAUGACUGACCCUCAGGCUGCGGGUACAGCACCUGCUAAUGCUCAGGGAGGGCAGAAUGCACGUGGGGGUCAAGGUCAAGCAAGAACUGCCAAUCAGAUGACAUCAGGAUCAAACCAGUUAGCAUCAACAACAAACCAAAUGACUUCUGCAGCCAAUCAGUAUGCAGGAUCUGCUAACCAGUUUGCAAGUGACAUUUCGAAUGAAGUUUUUCUCGCAUCAAGCUCGCCGUAUCAACAAAGUGCCCCUGUGGCUAAGCCCCGCUCCCAACCUACCAAAGAACGCCUCCCACGUCCAGAAGCUGUUUUCGAGCCCAUUGAGGCUAGACAAUUUGAACCAACUUUUCAGGCUGCAUCAGUAACCCCAGCUAAACCUCCCCGAACGGCUGGAGAGAAGAGAUUGCUCGUUAAAGUUAUUAAAGCCAGUGGGCUCGCAUCAAAGGAAACUGGUACUGUAGAACCAGUUUGUCUUCUCUUACUGGAUGAUCCAGUACAAAACUACAGUACAAGUGCCGUUAAAAAUACCAUUAAUCCAUUCUGGGAUGAACAUUUUCUGUUUGAUGUUACCCAGGAUACCAGAGAAUUACGCUUAGAAGUUUAUGAUCGGGCAAAAUCACCUGGAGAAGAGUUUAUCGGAGAAUCUAUCGUGUACAUUGAUGAUCUACGUAAAACUCCAAGUACCAGACAGAUUUUAGCGUUACAGAGUCGACCUGGGUUUCUAGAUAAUUCAUGUGGAGCUUUAACUGUAGAGUUCCUGUUCAUGGAUCCUUCAGAAGCUGAUUUAUUAUUGGAUAUUUCUGCUGCCGCUAGCAACCAGAUCUCUCCUAAACGACGUAUCGAAACCGGUCGUACAGUGACACCUGGUGGUACCGUGGUUACCACUACGAGGACAACUACAGAGAAAUCACCUUACGGAAACCAGGACCCAGGAUUAGAUGGUUCUCCCCAUCUUGUACAAAAACGUCAUAUUAAUGCUGACUUUUCUGGGUCUGAAUGUAGUGGUGAGAGUUCGUCCCCUUUUAUCAUCACCAACGACAGUUCGUUAUCAGCAUCGUCAGAGUUGAUAGUUGUAAACGGUGUUGAAUCUGUGACAGAUGCUGCGAUUAGAGAGUUAUCAGAUCGUGCCAAACGUCCACGAACCCCAACUAAAACAAGCACGUUAGUCAUCACUGGGGUCAAGAGGGAACCUAUACCCAUCAUAAAGACUAUUGAGAGUACACCUACUGAUGAGACAGGUGAUAUGUCUAUAGCACGAGAUCGUCAAAUUCGAACACCCGACAAAGAGAAAAAGAAGAGUACCUUUGGUAGCGCCCUAAAGAAGGCGUUUGGUCGUAAAAAAAGAGCCCAUAGUGCGGACCGUGAAACGUCGAGUUAUAAAGAAGGACGGUUUCUAAAACCACCAGAACAACAUUAUGGUCCUCAAUCAAAAGAUGAUUUGGAGUUAGUCCGAGCCAAAGGAAACGCCUCCCCCAACUUAAAGAAAUCUCGCUCAUUAGGCGGAAGUUUAAAGAAACUUUUCCGUAGAAGUCGCAGGAGAUCGAAGUCCAGAGACAACUCACGAGAAAGUUCCUUUAAAAAUACAGGGUCACAGAAUCCAUCCCGAGACAGUUCUCUUAAUCGUUCUCAAAACAGAUCGUCAGUCUCUUGAAAAUAACUUAAUAUAAUAAUGUUGUUAUCUUCCCCUUUUGAACUGUAGUUAGCUUCACUGUCUUGCUACUGGUACCCUUGUGAUCUAGUCUAAAGCUUUCAGCUGGUCUGUCUUUAAACUGAAGGCGCCAUUCACAUACCUUAAGUCAGGUGAUGAUUCACAAUAUUGAUCAAUAACCAAAUUAGAGUUGCAGAAUUGAUUGGGGAAUAUUUGCGAUUGGUUUACUGUUAGUCCUGGAGCAUUGAAUUGGAAGGUCCAUCAAGAAACAAAAAUCCAAUGUGACAGAAUUAGCAGGAUCAGGAACACAAAUCCCAUGUGAAAAGUAAUAGAAAUGCUUCAAACUGUGUUAGUAUUCCCUUCCCUUUAAAAUUUAAAGCAUGAAUAUUGUGUGUAACUAGUUGCCAAGGGUACCAGUGGUAUAUAUGUAUAUAUAUGUAUAUAACGAUACGCUGACCAUCUUGUGAAUGUUUGUGUCCGAUUCAAAAAGCUACUGGGAAUGUCAAGUACAAUAAUUUAUAUCAAUAGAUACUUACUAACAAUCAUUACAAUAGCAGAGCUGGAUUACAGCUUUUCUCCAUCAGUUGGUAAUAGCUUCAGGUUAGGGCAAUGGCAUCCACACCAGCGUGAAGCCUGCUGUGGAAUAUAGUGGGGUUGGAUUAUGGGUUUUCUGGAGGAGGCGAUAACUUUGGGUUAGUGCAGUGACACCAUUAUCUGUUGUAAUCCAACUCUGAAAUAUAGCAGAGUUUGAUGAUGGGUGUUUUGGACCAGGCAAUAACUCUGGGUUAAUGCAGUGACACCAGUACCCGUUGUAAUCCAGCUCUGAAAUAUAGCAGAAGUUUAUUAUGGGUGAUCCGGCCAGCCAAUAAGUUUGAGUUAGUACAGUGAUGCUAAUUACCGUCAGACUCUGAAAUAUGUAAUGUAGUGUUUGUAAGCUUUGAGAAUUGAUUUACAGUCUUCGGCAUCCAUUAUAACUCUUGUAUGUGUCCAUGUAGUAUUCAAGUCGUCCUAAUCUAGUUGGUGUUUGGUCAAUGACAGAUAACUGGGAAGCUUGUGAUGUAAAAAAAGAGACGUAUAAUGUAUUCAACCCUUGACUGCUUUAAGACGUUUGUCUAACAACAAGCAAAUGCUUUUGAUUGGAUGCGACGAGUCGUGCGCUCGUCUGAUUAUAUUAUUAAGCGCUCUUGAGCAGUUUUUCAAACUGAAAUUCCAGCGCUCUAUAAAUAGAUGAUUAUUAUUUUUAUUAGUCAUGAGAUUUGACUACAUAAUUUAUGGACAAACAUCAGUCGACCGGGAAUACAUUGUAUAGCUUGACAGUUGCGAAACCGGAUGGCCAAUUUCUAAGCAUCUGAUAUCCGUAAAGUAAAAUCACCAGAUUCCUUUAAGCUAUUGAUGAUGUUUCUGUACCUGGUGAUGAAACAUCAACUAGACUAUGAUGAUCUUAAGAAUCGUCAUAUUUUGACAACUGUCCAUGUGCUCGAGUGUUUGUAGGUAAAACAAUUGUUUAUAAAGAAUGGUAAUAAAAUGCGGUUUUCAUAUAAAUAUGUAUGAGUCAAUAGUCUUUAAAACAUUUCACUUAUUUUAUUGUCUUUUUCUUCUUGAAAAGAUUGAAACCCCAUCAAAAUCCCCGAGAUGACGACUGACAAGCAUAUUUAGGUGUUUUGCUUUCAACUAUUAAGUGCCAUAAACAGCAAAGUGUGUACACUGAUAAUAAGCUAUAUUCUAUUAACCACUUCAAAAUUCACAUGGCCUACAAUUUUAACAGACACAAAACCUUGGGUCUUUGUUUUCAAUUGGUAUAGCGUUCUCUCCAGCCAUGUCCAAAAGAUCCAUGUAACAUUUUUGAAGACCUAUUUGUUUCUUGGCAUUGCGACGUUUCAAAAGAGUAAGAAACCAGCUAGGCUUUAUUGAAUUGUAGGCAUAAACCCGAGUUUGAAAAGGACCCGAGAUGGGGAACUAUCAGAAAAACUGUGUAUAAUAUUUUAUAUAAUAUGAAUAUUGAACACUGUGUCAUAUCAACCGAAUGUAUUUAUUAUAAUUAAUAAUUAUAGAAUGCAUAAUCAGAUUAAUUAAUUAAUUUACCUCGUUAAGUGUGUUCGUACUAAUUACAACCUCAACUAAAAUGUUGUUUUUUUGUUUAGAUUUGUUUAUAUUUUGAUUUGCCUGUUUGAUAUGAAAUUAGGGUGAUGAUUAGUGAUACCGUCUCUAUUUAUAUAUGUAACAUUAAUUAUGUAUCCAUCAAUUAAUGUCUUUGCAUUUAAUCAUUGGCUGCUCAAAUAUUUUUUUGAUUUUUUUUAUGGGAAUAUUUUAUGAAAAGAGGCCAGGAAAUGGCAGGAGAUCUAUAGCUUGUUUUAGAGAGGGAAUCUGUAUACUCUUCCAUUAAUAGAAAAUAUGUAUCAUUAAUAUUUGAUAUUAAAAGUUUUACCUAUGCAAUACAGGUGUAUCGUUCAAUUUAUAAUAAACUUACAGGUCUUAUAAUUACCUCCCUUGAAUCCAGAUUAGAAAACCUUAAAAUGAGUUUAUUAAAGAGUCUAUUUUCAGACGAGAUAGAAAGAGGCCAGAAAUUCACACGCGCUGUUUGAGAUACACCAGGUGCAAGCCCUAAACCUCCCCUAUCCCAAAAUUCCUGAAAUUCCUGAUAGACAAAUUUUCCUUAUCAAAUUGACAUCUCCAUUCUGCCUACAGACAACACCACUUCUUUUUAAUAUUGUCAAAUUAAAAAACCCAAAACAAUUAUAAGUAAUUUAUACUCUUAUUAUAAUCAGCAACAUGUUUGUUUUUUGUAAUUAAUUUAUUUUCUAUUUAUCUUUAUAAGAGUAUUAUCUCUAGUGUGUAUUGUGUGAUAAUAUGAAUACCCCAACUAGGAAUACUUUGUUAUAUUAUAGGUAGUAUAGUCUAAUUUUAUUUUCGUUUAAAGAUGCAUUAUGUAAGAGUUAUAUAUGCCUAUCGUCCGUCUUUAUUUUGGCUUCAAAUGUUAUAUAAACUAUUAUUUAGACAUAAUCAGGGGGGCUGGAUGGACGAAUGGUUAGCACGCGCGCGCUGUAUCAUACGGUCUGUCAAUGAGUCAACUGGCAGGGUUUCGAUUCAUCGGUGUGUACGUGACAAUGAGUAGGGUCGCCUGUACAACCUCGUGGGUGUUCUCCGGGUCCUCCGGUUUCCUCCCACUGCUAAAGACCCCUACGCGCAAGCGAAUUAUUGAAAUAAAAAAAUUAAACCCUAUGUUAGUCCCAAAAUGACCUAGUUUGUGUCGAGUGGACGUUAAACCCCAUUUCUCUCUUUACACCCAUAAUCAACCCUCCAGUCAGUCUCGUUUGUCCAGUACCGUUGCUAUAUGGUAAUAAAUGAUCCACGCUACAUCUUCAAACAGUCGUAACUUCCCCCAUAAUAAAGUAAUUUGAAUCAAAUUUUCACUAUAUUCAUUCUGCAUGAUCUAUUUUGUAACUAUUAUAACAUUUGUCUAAAUCUUACAUAAUGCAUCUUAUUUAUGUACUGUGAAAUUCUCACCGGUUGUAUUUAAGAUCAAUAAUCUUCUGAUUAAAUAUUGUUUUUUUUUUUUUAAUAAUGGUUUUUAUUAACCGUAAUUGUCUUAAAAUAAUAUGUAGCUAAAUAUAUAAAAUCUUAACAUUUGUGGUAAAAGUUAGUUAAUAAUUGUUGAUAUUUUGCUGGCAAGAUAUCAACAUUACAACUAACCACAGAAUAUUAUUUUGGGAUUAUUCUAUAAAUGCUUUAUUGGAGUAACCGCUGGACAAGCUUGAUAAACUUAAAAUACAGCAUUAUAGGGGUAUUCGGUUCAUAUUAACAAAUCUAUAAUAUUAUAUUAUAAGGUAUAAUAUUCUAUUAUAUGGUACAGUGAAACCCUGUUAAACGACCACCCACUGUUACGGGCCACUCCAGUAUACAGGCCCUAUUUUAAAAGAAUAUCCUGGGAUUCCAACUGGAUAUAAAGACCGUCUCACUCUUGUAUACCGUCCGUAUUUUAAAAGAAUUUAUAAAGUCUGUAUUCUGGGAUUUAAACUUGGUAUAAAGACCACCUCACUAUUAAGACCUAUUUGUAUCAAUCCAAGAACUGGCCUGAAUAGUGGGGUUUCACUGUAUAUGUUUGUUACAGUAGACUAGUGGGUGUUUUUGGUAGAUUUUAGUUUAUAUCCUGGUAGAUUGUAAGAAUCUAAAGUUAACUGGUUUAUGUGGAAUAAUACAGGGUAUGACUUGUGGUUUCAGUUAAAGUGAUAGUUGCAUUUUAUCUAAGAACGUCAUACCCUUCGAUAUAGGUUAUCAAUUCAUUAUUAUUAUACAAUCAUCGGAAUCAUUUUAAAACUUUAAUUAAAUUACCGCCCUUGUUUUUUUAUACGAUCUUUGGAGUUUGCAAAGUUCAAUGUUGGAUGUUGCAACUUGAAAAUGAUAUAUUUCUCUACUCAGGGGAUUGGAUGACAAGGUCUGUCAUUGAGUCAACUGGCGUGGUUUCCCCGGUUGUAUGUGGCAAGGAGUAGGGUCGCCUGUCCAACCUCGUGGGUUUUCUCCGGGUCCUCAAGUUUCCUCCCACUGCUAAAGACCCCUACGCGAAAG